AUGCCUUCCUUUUCAUCACGCCAAUUUGUAUUUUCUCUUUCACUGAUUGCAUCCCUCGCAUCAGCUAUCCCAACACCCGAACCAUCGCCUAUUGAGCUACCCAUCCAAUGGACGCGUCGAUUGCAUCGUCGACAAGAGGUGGAGGCCAACGUAACCUAUGGCAUAGGCAUGCUUGAGCCUAUCGUCGAAAUUGGUGUUGGCACCCCUCCCCAACAUUUUACCAUGAUCUUCGAUACCGGUAGUUCUGAUACAUGGGUACCUGCAAAAUCAUGCCACAAAAAGGAUGGAUGCAUGUCUGGACGACACUUUGAUAAAAGCAAAUCAUCGACCGAUAAAUCACUCGACAUGCCAUUCGUCGCUCAUUAUGGUUCAGGCGAUAUGAAAGGCGUCUAUUUUGAAGAUACGGUGACAUUGGGUGGAAAGACACAUGUAAAGCACCAAACGCUUGUGGAUGUGAACGCGACUGCUGGUACAUUUGCUGCCCAAAACCCCAAUGAUCCUCUUGUCAUGGAUGGUCUUUUCGGUGCUGGAUUUCCAGAUUUGAUGGUUGCACGUUGGCAACUUAACCAAACCAACACGAUGCCUAUACCCAUUUCUUUGUAUGAGAACAAGGCGAUUAGUGAACCACUCUUUUCGGUUUAUACGGGUCCUUUGGGUGGUAGUGCUGGUUCAAUCAUCUUUGGUGGUGUACAUUCGUUUGCUGGCAAGCUGCACACCGCAUCGGUAUUAAAAUCCAAGGUCUUCAAUGGUGACGAUACUCGUUUCUAUCAAUGGCGCAUUCAUGUCGAUAAUAUCACAAUGACUGAACCCAGCAGCAAAAUCAGCAGCCUCUUCAAGCUUGGCAAUGAUGAUGAUGAGAAAAAAGAGCAAUUGGUCCUUGGAUACAACAACCCCAAGCACUCAUUCCAUGUGGAUACCGGCACUCCUAUCAGCCGUUUGCCUGUCAAGGAAGUGGAGCAUCUCGCUGCUACCUUGUUUGGUGCAAAAAACAUUGAAUCAACCAAGGAUGGUCGCUUCUUUGUAAACGAGUGCUCGCAAUUCUUUGAGGAAGACAACGUACCCACCCUUUUCAUCACCGUACCUGAUACCUCGUCCAAGCCUUUCCAAUUGAAAUUAGAAGUUGAUGACCUGCUUAUGCGUAACGAAGGUGAGGCCGAUUUGUGUCUCUUUACAUUUGGUGCAAGCAACGAUUACUUGAUCGGCAACAUGAUCAUGUCCAAGUACAUUACCGUAUUCAAUUUCGGUGAUAAGACCGUCAGCUUUGCUUCCAUCAAGAAGGAUGAUUCUGCAUAA
Messenger RNA from Lichtheimia ornata, 1293 nucleotides. RefSeq lists its product as uncharacterized. NCBI's taxonomy places the organism in Eukaryota, Fungi, Mucoromycota, Mucoromycetes, Mucorales, Lichtheimiaceae. The record is from RefSeq and is a predicted model, not a curated record. The transcript is spliced from 2 exons. Bases 1 to 1293 code for a protein of 430 amino acids. Gene Ontology annotation, biological process: proteolysis. Gene Ontology annotation, molecular function: aspartic-type endopeptidase activity.